UACACAACAAUCCUUCUACUUCUUACAUUUCUACCAACAAAAAGAAAACACAUUCAUAUAGCAUUGAAAAAUUUGAGAAAUGGCACCAGCUCCUAGUCCAAUCAAUUCUCAACACGUGGCGGUGAUCGGAGCCGGAGCAGCCGGUUUAGUAGCGGCCAGAGAGCUCCGUCGCGAAGGUCAUACCGUCGUUGUCCUUGACCGGGAGAAACAAGUAGGUGGUCUUUGGGUAUACACACCUGAAACCGAGUCCGACGAGCUUGGUCUUGACCCGACCCGACCCAUAGUUCACUCGAGCGUCUACGAGUCUCUCCGAACCAAUCUUCCCAGAGAAUGUAUGGGUUACAAGGAUUUUCCGUUCGUACCACGUGGCGAUGAUCCGUCAAGAGACUCUAGAAGGUAUCCGAGUCACAGGGAAGUUCUUGCGUACCUUCAAGACUUUGCUACAGAGUUUAACAUAGAAGAGAUGAUCCGGUUCGAGACCGAGGUGGUUAAGGUUGAACCGGUUAACGGUAAAUGGAGGGUCCAGUCUAAAACCGCCGGCGGUUUUUCCAACGAUGAGAUCUAUGACGCCGUUGUGGUGUGUUGUGGACAUUUUGCAGAACCAAACAUUGCUCAAAUUCCUGGAAUUGAAUCAUGGCCGGGGAAGCAAACACACAGCCACAGUUAUCGAGUUCCUGAUCCAUUCAAAGAUGAGGUAGUGGUGGUGAUCGGGAAUUUUGCGAGUGGAGCCGAUAUCAGUAGAGAUAUUUCUAAAGUCGCAAAAGAAGUUCAUAUCGCAUCUAGAGCAAGUAAAUCCGACACAUUUGAAAAGCGUCCCGUACCUAAUAACAAUCUAUGGAUGCACUCUGAGAUAGACACCGCCCACGAGGAUGGUACCAUUGUUUUCAAAAAUGGGAAGGUGGUACAUGCCGAUACCAUUGUCCAUUGUACCGGGUACAAGUAUUACUUUCCAUUUCUUGAAACCAAUGAUUAUAUGAGGGUUGAUGACAACCGCGUUGAGCCUCUCUACAAGCAUAUUUUUCCACCGGCGCUUGCUCCCGGACUUUCUUUCAUCGGUUUACCAGCAAUGGGUCUACAAUUCUAUAUGUUUGAAGUCCAAAGCAAAUGGGUUUCUGCAGUUUUGUCUGGACGAGUUACACUUCCUUCGGUAGACGAAAUGAUGGAUGAUCUUAAGUUGUCGUAUGAAACACAAGAAGCAUUAGGUAUUCCCAAAAGAUAUACACAUAAGUUGGGUAAAUCUCAGUGUGAGUACCUCGAUUGGAUCGCAGACCAAUGUGGAUUCCCACAUGUUGAACAUUGGAGAGAUCAAGAAGUAACUCGCGGUUACCAGAGACUUUCUAAUCAACCAGAAACUUUCCGUGAUGAAUGGGAUGACGAUGAUCUCAUGGAAGAAGCAUAUGAAGAUUUCGCUAGACAAAAUCUGAUCAGCUUUCAUCCUUCUCGUUUUCUUGAAUCCGGAAGAUGAUGUCUCACUAUGAUUGUAAUGGCGUCUACUUGUUUGGAUUCAAAUGUCAUUGAAUUAUGAAAAUAAUGUGGGAGUAAAUAGUCUAUAAGAGUGUGUGGGUCUUCUUGACAAGGGUUACAUGUUGUUUGAUCUCUGGAAUUAGCUUCAUGGUGCCUAAAAACAUUUGUUUGUAGGACCAAUUUGUUAAAAAUAAAAGUAUGUAGUUAAU
This is a messenger RNA of Arabidopsis arenosa, 1673 nucleotides long. The record is from the annotation of a GenBank genome assembly. Lineage: Eukaryota; Viridiplantae; Streptophyta; Magnoliopsida; Brassicales; Brassicaceae.